Molecule: messenger RNA, 1002 nt
Organism: Rotaria sordida
Lineage: Eukaryota; Metazoa; Rotifera; Eurotatoria; Philodinida; Philodinidae
Source: the annotation of a GenBank genome assembly
AUGCCUGCAUUAAUUAAAUGUUGUCAAUCAUGUUUACAUAAAAUCAGUUCAAAAACUUCUCGUGUAUCUAUCAUGUUUGUUCUUACGAUUGUAACGGCUACUUUUGAAAUAAUUUAUGGUAUUCGUGCACGUUCGAAUUCUUUAAUAGCUGAUGGAUUAUAUUCAUUUGCUGAAGGUAUUUGUUUAAUUGGUGUUAUAUUAGUUCUUCAUUAUUCACGUCAGGUAAAGCAUCAUGAAAAAAAGAAUACAUUUGGUUAUGAACGAUUAGAAUUAUUAUUUGGUCUUUCACAAGAAGUAUUUCUUUUAUCAAUAUCAUUGGGUGUUAUAGUUGAUGCUAUUAAUCAUUUAGUUAAUCCUAUUCAUAUACAUGAUCCAAAAUUAUUAAUUUAUCUUGGUGCAGGUGGUAUAGUUAUUGGCAUACUUGGAGUUGUUUUAUUUGAAUCUGUCAUUGUUGUUAUGUCUGGUUUGACGAUUCACUUUGUUCCACAUAUAGAUCCAGUUACAGGAAAAGAAAUCAAUACUUGGUUAAAAUAUAUUGAUCCAAUAUUAACACUUAUAAUGGUUGUUGUUAUUGCUGUUCAUGCAAUUCCUGUUAUAUUUUCUAUAAGUACAGUAUUAAUUGAAAAUGUUCCACGUGGUAUUAAUACCCAAGAUGUAAUGAAAGAAAUUGUUGCAGCUGUACCAGCAAUUAAAAAAAACAACAAAUUUGUUUUUAAUUAUUUUAGAGCAACACCUAAAGAAAUUUAUGCAACAUUACAUCUUAUAUGUGAUGAAGAUGUUAUGUUAAGUACAUGUACAAAUAGAUAUGGUAAAGAAAUACAAAAUAUUCUCAAAAGUUACUGUGUUCGAUAUUUUACAUUACAAUUUGAAUAUGUACAACCACGUCAAUCAGAAGAAUUAGUUGUUUAUAAUUGUGCUUAUGAACUUUUAAGAAAACGUCGUGGUCAUACACUUGAUGAUCCUAUGACAAAAUCAGCCAAAAAUGCAAUAACUCAUAUUUAA